This is a messenger RNA of Juglans regia (Persian walnut), 2220 nucleotides long. RefSeq lists its product as uncharacterized. The record is from RefSeq and is a predicted model, not a curated record. NCBI's taxonomy places the organism in Eukaryota, Viridiplantae, Streptophyta, Magnoliopsida, Fagales, Juglandaceae. The coding region runs from base 1 to 2220 and encodes 739 amino acids. Gene Ontology annotation, molecular function: RNA-DNA hybrid ribonuclease activity; nucleic acid binding. The transcript is spliced from 4 exons.
AUGACCCAAUUUGGUCAAGUUCUCACAUUUUCUUUGAAUCAAGCUGAACAAAAGGGAUUAAUAUCUGGCUUCCCUAUCUCUAGAGGCUCUCUAUCAGUUAAUCAUCUCUUCUUUGCAGAUGAUAGCCUGGUAUUUUGCAAAGCUCAGUUGCAGGAAUGGGGCGGGCUACAUAACAUCCUCUCGUCUUAUGAAUUAGCUUCAGGUCAAAGGCUAAAUCUUGAGAAAUCCUCUAUCUAUUUUAGCAAGAACACAAGGCAAGAGAUCCAAGACUCCAUCCUGGCUGCAGCUGGUUUCAAAGUGUCGGGGCCUUUUGAAAAAUAUUUGGGGUUACCUUCUCACAUUGGCAAGAGCAAAUCAAGGGCCUUUCUUCCCAUUAUUGACAGAAUAAAAGGACAAAUGACAAAUUGGAAAACAAAUCUGCUUUCUCCAGCUGGCAAGGAAGUAUUGCUGAAAUCAGUUAUUCAAUCCAUUCCCACUUACAGCAUGGGUAUCUUUCUAAUUCCCAAGGGCAUCCUAAGGAACAUUAAUAAGCUACUACAGUCAUUUUGGUGGGGAAUUAGAAACCAGAAUCCUAAAAUGCACUGGCUAAGUUGGAAGGGUCUUGGAAUGGGUAAACAGGCUGGCGGUUUGGGAUUUCGUGACUUUGAAGACUUCAAUAGAGCUCUAUUAGCAAAGCAAGGGUGGAGAAUCAUCACCAAUCCCCAAUCCUUGGCCUCUAGAGUUCUAAAAGCUAAAUACUUUCCAUCAAGUGACUUUGCCUCAGCAAGAGUUAAAAGAAAGGACUCUUUUGUGUGGAAGAGUAUUACAACAGCAAGGCCAUUACUAUAUGAAGGCCUUCUUUGGAAGAUAGGCAAUGGAAACACAGUGAAGAUAUGGACAGAUCGAUGGCUGCCUACCCCUUCAUCUUACAAAUCCCAGUCUCCUCCAAAGAUUCUCAACUCAAAUGCCACGGUUAGCUCUCUCAUCGACCAAGACACCCAUUCUUGGAAUUUACACCUGGUUCAUAAUGUAUUCACUCCUGAGGAGGCUGCCAUCAUUUCCAAAAUUCACAUUAGUCCCUGCAACAGGAGUGACAAACAAGUUUGGAGAUGUACUAAGAAUGGUAUAUUCUCAGUAAAAUCAGCAUACCAUCUUCAAGUCUCUAUGAAUGGGAUCAAUAAGGGGCAAUCAUCAGAAUCGACCAAACAUGAGGACCUAUGGAAACUGUUAUGGAAGCUAAAGGUGCCAAGCAAUAUCAAAAUGUUUCUCUGGAGAUCAGCAAAGGAAAUCCUUCCCACCAGAGUUAACUUACACAAAAGGAAGAUCAUUGAAAAUCCCAUGUGUCCUAUUUGCUUAACUCUACCAGAAACUGUUUCUCAUGCUCUUUGGACAUGUAAGGCAGCCCAGGAUGUUUGGUGCAGUAGCUCAAGAAGACUUCAGAAAAGUAGGACUGAGGACAUACCCUUCUUUGACUUGUUAAAAGAGCUUCUAGCCACCCUACCACCAGAGGAUCUCACUAAGCUAGCUCUCACAGCAAAAGAAAUCUGGUUUAGAAGAAACAAACUCAUUUUUGAAUCCAGAUUCGAGUCACCUCAACAGGUACUAUAUCGUGUGUCCAAUUGCAUGAGAGAUUUGGAGGAGCUAACAAGGAACCAACAAAAGCACUUUAAUCAGCAUCAACCUCCAGCCAAGUGGUGCAAACCUCCAACCAAUUUCUAUAAAAUAAAUUGGGACGCAGCCAUAGACAAGGUCAACUGCAAGGUGGGCAUUGGGGUGUCUAUCAGAGAUUGGUCAGGUCCAUUCACAGCAACUCUGAGGAGCCCUAGCAACUCUUUUCCUGAUCCCACUCUAGGAGAAGCACUAGCUACAUUACGAGCUGUGCAAUUUGGAACUGAAAUGGGAUUACGAAACGUCAUUUUCGAAGGGGACUCACUCCUAGUGGUGAAUGGCAUAAACAGUCUAGCUGAAGAUUGGAGCUCGGAGGGGCUAAUUUAUCAAGACAUCAAGCUACUUCUAAGCAAUUAUUCUUCAUGCCAUUUCAGCCAGUUUCUUCUAGUUUCUUCCAUGGCUUUCAAGAACACUUCCCAUGCUGCUCAGUGGGGCUCGUGCUUUGCUAGCUUGUUUGAGUCCUUUAGGACUUCUAGGGGAAUGGACCCUCCAGAGGUGCAGGAGGAGAUCAACCCAGAGCACCCGAACCUUCCUGCUCGAGAAUUCCUCUUCACCCACAGCCUGCUAAAGUAG